AGUUACAAAAGGCCUUGUAAUAAAACCAGCUGGGUCUGCUACGUUCCAGGUGUCCCAGAGCCCAGGUGUGGGAACACACAUGAAAUGUGAAAACUGACAGGCUAAAAAUAAUCACAAGCAUGUAGGGUUUGUCAUCUCAAAUGGCUGGAAAUAAUGUAAAGCAAGAGCAGUAGCUCGGCCAGUGGAGCUGAAAAGUGUGAUCAAAUGGCUUUUGCUGUUUCCACGUACUUGAGUUGGCAGAUUUGAAGAGAAGUUUCACCUAGUUUUAUACAGGAAGUUUUACAAAGCCCUGUCAGUAAACCUUUGGCACAAGCGGUGCAAAGGACCUUCAGAACGUGUUUGUACUGACUUACCUGGCUAAAGGGAAAGCUGUUCCUUUAAAUUGUUUGCUGUGGCUCUGGAAACUGAGCAAACAAAGUCAGAGGGAAACUUCCCUUUCAAGUGGAACUGUCAGAAGGUACAAGGACUGAAGGACAGAGAUCUUCAAUAGGACACACCUGCAUCGGGAUUCAGAGCUGAACUGCAAAUUUCUAACAACCUGGGGGAGUUUAGACCUGAUUUGUUGGACACACCUAAUCCUAAUGGCAAAUGAGAGCCUGGUUCAGCCCCAGACUGUCAGGUCUCCAGCUCUCAUUCAGAUAAAGCUGAUGGCAUUGUGGACACUACCUGCCUGCUGCUGUUCUGCUGCUGGUCCACCCUCUCAGGUGCUCUAGACGAGAUCUGAAAGCCAUGGAUGGGCAUAGAGGAGAAGCUGCUGGUGGGUUCCAGCAGGGUAUUUCUCAGACAUUUUCAGUCUCUGAAGGUGAGGAAGAGUCACAAGGUGCUGACUCAGCGACCCACGAGAGGGACUCUCACACACACUACAUUGCCAUUCAAAGAAAUUCCAAGUACUAUCGCUCCAUGAGGCUGCCAAAAAGAUCAAAGAGAAAGACUGCAAGAGAGGCAACACAUGCAGGACGUGCUGCAGGUUCACUCAAAAACAAUGAGUCUGUCAAAGAGCCCCUGAACGUUUUACCUCCUAAGGGAUCACCAGCUCCAGUAGACUCUAACAAGACAACUUUAGAAGAACUAUUGAUUCAAAGGCUGCUGCCUUCCUACCCCCGUUACCGUGGCAACCUCCCGGGCUCCCCCAGCCCCGCGCCGCCGCCGCUACCGCCGGAGCUGCUCGGCAGCCGCCUGCCGCCGCCGGCCAUGGAACUGCUGGCCGCGGCGCUCAGCGCCGCCUGCGCCCUCGACCAGGACGGCUCUGCGGGACAGCCCGGCAGGAAUCCCCCCGCGGCCGCCGAGGACAGCCCCAUCGCCGCCGAGGCGUCGCCGCCCGCCCACCCCAUGACGGCCGACUCGUGGAGGAACCUCAUCGAGCACAUUGGGCUCUUGUAUCAGGAAUAUCGAGAUAAAUCUACGCGCCAGGAGAUCGAAACCAGGAGGCUGCAGGAUUCACAGACAGACCCUGAGGAGAGUUCACCCAGUGAGGAAACCCCACCUGAGACAGAGCCUGCAAGUACCCCCGAGAGCAAAGCUGCACCACAGUUCAAUUUGCUGAGGAGCUCCAACUCCAGGUUCAACUUAUGGCAGGACCUGCCGGAGAUACGGAGCAGCGGGAUCCUCAGCAUCCUCCAGCCGGAUGAGAUCAAGCUGCAGGAGGCAAUGUUUGAGCUGGUUACUUCCGAAGCCUCGUACUGCAAGAGUCUGAAUCUGCUGGUGUCUCAUUUCAUGGAGAAUGAGCGUCUAAAAAAGAUCUUACAUCAGUCUGAGGCACACAUCCUCUUCUCCAACGUCCUGGAUGUCAAGGCUGUUAGUGAGCGCUUCCUGCUGGACCUGGAGCGACGGGUUGAGGAGAAUAUUGUGAUCUCGGAUGUGUGCGAUAUUGUGUACCAGCAUACAGUUGAUCACUUCUCUGUGUACAUCACCUAUGUCUCCAACCAGACCUACCAGGAGAGAACUUACAAGCAGCUUCUCCAGGACAAGCCAGCCUUCCGGGAGGUGAUCACACAGCUGGAGCUGGAUCCCAUGUGCAGAGGCUUAUCCUUUUCUUCCUUCCUGAUUCUGCCAUUUCAAAGGAUCACUCGGCUCAAGCUUCUGGUGCAGAAUAUUUUGAAGAAAGUGGAAGAGAAGUCGGAGAGGGAAACCACUGCUCUGGAAGCACAUAAGGAGCUGGAAACAGUGGUGAAAGCAUGCAAUGAAGGAGUCAGGAAGAUGAGCCGAACAGAGCAGAUGAUCAGCAUCCAGAAGAAACUGGAAUUUAAGAUCAAGUCUGUGCCCAUCAUCUCUCACUCCCGCUGGCUGCUGAAGCAGGGGGAACUGCAGCAAAUGAACGGCCCAAAGACAUCGCGGACGCUGCGCACCAAGAAACUCUUCAGAGAAAUCUACCUGUUCCUUUUCAACGAUCUGCUGGUCAUCUGCCGGCAAAUUCCGGGAGACAAGUACCAAGUGUUUGACUCAGCGCCCCGGGGGCUUCUUCGGGUGGAGGAGUUAGAAGACCAGGGGCAGAGUUUGGCCAAUGUCUUCAUCUUGAGGCUGCUGGAGAAUGCUGAUGACCGGGAGGCCAGUUACAUGCUGAAGGCAUCGUCGCAGAGCGAGAUGAAGCGUUGGAUGAUUUCACUGGCCCCAAACCGGCGAACCAAGUUUGUUUCAUUUACAUCUAGACUUUCUGAUUGCCCGCAGAUCCAGUGUGUCCACCCCUACGUGGCCCAGCAGCCGGAUGAGCUGUCCUUGGAGCUGGCUGACGUCCUCAACAUCCUGGACAAGACAGAUGAUGGCUGGAUAUUUGGGGAGCGGCUUCACGACCAGGAGAGGGGCUGGUUCCCCAGUUCUAUCGGGGAGGAGAUCCUGAACCCCAAAAUCCGAGCCCAGAACUUGAAGGAAUGUUUCCGGGUGCACAAGUCAGAUGACAGCCAGCGGAGGAAACUGGGCAGCAGGAGCCGCCAAUGACUGCUGGCAUCCCCGAGCGUGGGGAGCAGCCUGGGAGAGGAGCAGAGGACAGAGGCUGCCAGCUGGGGGGACACGGUGGCGGUGCUGGGGGCCGUGGCACGGGACCUGGUGUGCCACACCAAGCAUGUCCACCCUUGAACGCAUGGACCUCAGUUCCCAGGCGGCCUGCUGUGCUUUCUACAGUGCUGAGCCCUCCUUGGAAAGCAGUGCUUCGAGCUGGCUGAAAUCACCCCUUUCCAAAGAACGUGAGCCCAAACUGGCACCACACGAAGGCCCUGGGUGCCAACCAAGGGAACCUGGGGCAGCAAAUGGAACCCAGCAAUUAGCAUCGUCCACUCACACCUCAUUGCUACCAUUUGAGUUCGGGGCUCUCUUAAAGCCGCACCUCAUAGGGAUGGGAAUUCCGGUGGAGGAAUCGUCUCACAUCCCUUCACACAGCCCACUGGCACCAGGCCCAGGAGAAGCCCCCAGGACUCCAUUUCCCCAAUGAAGUUGAUGAAUGCAUCUCCUGGGUAGACCCUCGACCUGCUCCCCAACGCUCUGAUGUGCUCUGAACACAGCCCUGCUCCACCAGCAGCCCCACCUCAGAGGCCCCAACCUCCGUUCCUGCUCACCUGAAGGCCUCAAAGUGCAUCUGGGUCCUGCCCCAUGGCUCAUCCCCUCCCUCAGCUGCUGCAGAGGCAUGGCACCAUGGCUUUCCCAGGCUGAUCCGGUGCUUUUGGGAAGACAGGCUGCGCAUGGUCUCUGCUGCGCCCACUGCAGCGUGCUGCAGGGCUCCAGGAGUGCCAGCAGGCAAGCAGCGUGCAGUGAAUGACGGCACCUCGGGAGCUGCUGUGCUGCACGGUAGAAGGCUCAGCAACACGCCUGCAUGCUUGUAACCCACACCUCCAGCUGCGUGCAGCCUCCCUGUACAGUUCAUGUAAAUACGCAGUCCUCUGUCGCAAGCAGAGCCAGACCAUCACUUGCUCCAGUUGUGGCACUGAGCAUCGCAUGAAGCCCAGGGCACAGCGCCCCAAACAGCCCCACAUGUGACCACAGCAGAGAGCACUGGGCGUACAGCAUGGGCUGUGCUGCUCCUGAGCUGCAGCCACCACCCGUUAUGGAAUCAGGAUUAUUGGGCAUUUCUGUAACGCAGCAAGGAGUCUUCCAGGCACUGCCGUGUGCUGCAGUGGUGUGCAGGCUGUAUUCCAGAAGGGGACACAUCAGUGUGGGGUCCUGGUUAUGCGAGAGUUGUGCAGUGAGCCCAGGAUGCAGCUGGGGGAAGCUGCAGCAACAAAAGGAGCACAGAAGGGGGUCCGCCCUUGGGCCAGCUCCAUGCCACCACGCACACAGGGCCCCAGGGAGGGCUGGGACAGGUUUGCAGCCUCCAGCUUGAUGCAGUGGGCUCACCUGAUGGGGAUGCCCCAAGUCAGGCCCCCAGAAGAGCACACCACAGGCACUGUCUGAGCACAAUCAGACCUCUGGGUCCGGGUUCAGACCUGGCAGCAGCUGCAAAAUCUCCCACGCAAACCCCAGAGGAGCUCCAGCCUCAGGCAGCCCUCUGAGUUACCCACUGAACUGAGUACAUCACAGCCCAUCCAGUUUAGCAGAGCCACAGCCAGCACAGCCCUGUACUGAAGCCCCACAGGGGCUGUUUAGCAGUACAGAAGUGCUCCCUCACCCACCAGAAGCAGCUGUUCACCAGUGGAGGGGCCCAGAUUCCCCACUAUCAGGAUACCAGCACCUGGCUGAGUUGCCUGUGGGAAGGAGAGGGGCCCAUGGCUGCCCACGCGCUGUCCCCUCACACCCUGGACUCGCUCCAGCUCUGUUGUGACUUCUGAUGACUUCAAACCUUAAGCACAGGCUGUGCCAUUUCCAGGCACCAAGUGGCAUCCAGUGUUAUUUCCUCAGACCCGGCCAUGCACGCCUUUUCAUGGGUGUGCAGCUGCAGCUCCCACAGCCUCUGCCAGGCUGCUGCAGGGCACUGAGGGGAACUUCUCGUCGUCUCGUUUUCUGUGUGAUGAAAUACAGCUGAGUGAGCCAGCGCCACA
This is a messenger RNA of Lagopus leucura (white-tailed ptarmigan), 4961 nucleotides long. RefSeq names its product neuronal guanine nucleotide exchange factor (gene NGEF). The record is from RefSeq and is a predicted model, not a curated record. Lineage: Eukaryota; Metazoa; Chordata; Aves; Galliformes; Phasianidae. The coding region runs from base 730 to 2931 and encodes 733 amino acids. Gene Ontology annotation, molecular function: guanyl-nucleotide exchange factor activity; protein binding. Gene Ontology annotation, biological process: activation of GTPase activity. The transcript has 16 exons.